AUGGAGGGAGACGACCUGGAGAGCAGAGUGAACCACUUCUACGGAGUGGUGCAGCAGGAAAUCAUAAACUUUUUCACAGAGGAGAAAGACAAUAAUAAGUACCUCAGUUACGCACGGAUACAACUGUUAAUGCAAGAUUUGAUGGAUUAUCUAAAUAGUGAUGGGUUCUAUAUCUUUACCAAAGCGUGCCAAGGAGGGGGCAACAUCAGGUACCUCCAAGAACCCAAGCUGUUCUCAUUUUCAGUGAUCCCACAGAUGCUAAGUCGAAGUCUCCUACAACUCUGCCAGGAGUGCACAUUGCUUUACUCGCAAUUAUUUGACAAUAUCGUUUGCGAUAUGCAUUUUUUAUUAAGCGUGUUUGAAGGGAUAAAAGAGUACGACGAUUUUUGUGGUAGGCUGAUUGGGAUUUGCGAGAGGGUUUAUUUGAGUAAGGAGGGCCCAGGGAGAGACAUAAAAAACGACAUACGUUGCGUUAUUGGCCGGUCGGACUACAUGCUGGACAGCCCUGGGGGGGGGCCACAAAGCGGAAGAAGCGGAGAAAGCGGUGAAAGCGGCGAGAUGGGAGAAAUGGGACGAAGCGGACGAAGCCAGCCAGGCGGACAAAACUGCCAAGUUAAACAAAUCGAGUACAACACCAUUUCGGUGGCAUUUGGCAACCUGUCGUCUGUGCUGUUCGAGGCGCACAAGAGCAUGCUGAAGCAGGUUUACCGGGAGUGCUUCCCCCUCGAGGGGGAGGGGCAACCGCUAGAGAAGGGGCUACCGCAGGGGGAAGUGCGGGGAGGACGGCCCCUAAAGGAGGUGGGCUCCAUCCUGGAGGGGAAAUUCAAAAAUGAUUUCCUCGAGGGGAUAGUCACGUGCAUGAAGAAGUGCCACGAGGAGUACCUCACCAAAACACAACCCUUGCAAGGAAACAACAAAACAGUUAUCCUUUCCAUUCUACACAAUGAGGAUCUAAACAGUUUCGAUAAAUACAGAACCAAGUAUGAGUUAAAUAAAAUGGACAUAAGUCAGAAAUGCCUAACGAUAAAGGAGUUGCAACUUUUUUAUGAAAAAAAAAAAUUAUUUUUAAAUUAUCCUCAUGAGACGUUAGCAGAGACAUUAAAAAGGGUGAAGGAAUGUCAAAAGGAGCUCCACGAGGGGAAGCUUGCUCCUGGAAAACUCCUCCUAGAUUUGAAUGCUCGAGAGUAUGACCCAUAUGAGUGCCCCAAUUAUAUGGAGCACGUGUUAGAAGUGAGUGUGGUGUACUUCCGAUCACUUUACUCACCUGAUCACUUUAAUGAGACUAUUUGGAACGUGAGGGAGUUACUCGAAUUCAGUGAUGCUGUUAAGAUUCCAUCGGUGCCUUACCAACUAGUGGGAUCGAAACGAAUACAAAUGAUGCUCCUUGAUGAAUCCAUCCUAAAAAAGUAUCUCUCUCUAGACUUAAAUAAGAGAAAAAAAUCAGACAAGCAAAUACAACACGAUAUGAAUCUGUUACAGAAAACGUUCGCCCUGCAGGUGGACCCAUCGCUCAGCCAAAAUGAACACAUCGUUUCGCAUGCCAUUAGGGAGGACCACCAUUAUUUACUCAAACCGCAAAGAGAGGGGGGAAAAAAUAAUUUACACGGUACAGACAUUAGGGAAAAGCUCAUGCUUUACUAUAAACCGGAGGAACGGGAUAAGCUCUCCUUUUAUGUCCUCAUGCAGAGGUUGUUUCCGACUCCAUUCACUGCGGUGCAUUGCAGGACGAGGGUGCACCCAAGCGGGGAGGCCACAUGUGAUUCUUCGAAUACAGAGAAGGGAGCAGUGGGAGGAAAUAUAUCCGGCGUCCAAUGCGUGAGUAAAUCCCACAUCGUUGAAUUCUCACCUGAACAAUCCAUCUCCGAAAUUAGCCUCUUCCACAAUUUUGUGUUUUGCAAAAAUGUGAACCUGCUGAAUGAACAGAAGGGGUACCUGGUGCGCACGAAGAACGCCCGGGAGAACGAGGGGGGCGCCAUUUGCGGCAUCUCCAGCUUGGACUCCUUCUUCUUG
This is a messenger RNA of Plasmodium cynomolgi strain B, 2010 nucleotides long. RefSeq names its product glutathione synthetase. Gene Ontology annotation, biological process: glutathione biosynthetic process. The record is from RefSeq and is a predicted model, not a curated record. The transcript has a single exon. Gene Ontology annotation, molecular function: glutathione synthase activity; ATP binding; glutathione binding. NCBI's taxonomy places the organism in Eukaryota, Apicomplexa, Aconoidasida, Haemosporida, Plasmodiidae. Gene Ontology annotation, cellular component: cytosol. The annotation marks the transcript as partial.